Paracoccidioides brasiliensis Pb18 is the source of this 462-nucleotide messenger RNA. Its product is annotated as 60S ribosomal protein L25. Gene Ontology annotation, biological process: ribosomal large subunit assembly; translation. Gene Ontology annotation, molecular function: structural constituent of ribosome. The record is from RefSeq and is a predicted model, not a curated record. Bases 1 to 462 code for a protein of 153 amino acids. The transcript is spliced from 2 exons. Gene Ontology annotation, cellular component: ribosome; cytosolic large ribosomal subunit.
AUGCCGGGAUAUACGAGCCAAUUGGGACAAUAUCACGACGAAAAGGCAACACGACAUGUACUGAGACUGGGUAUGCAACAGGUUCACGCGCACAAAGUUCGCAAGAUCCGGACAUCAACCACCUUCCAUCGACCAAAGACCCUCCAGCUCUCGCGGUCGCCCAAAUACCCCCGCAAGUCAAUUCCUCAUGAAACCCGCCUCGACCAACACAAGAUCAUCAUCCAUCCCUUGAACACUGAGAGCGCCAUGAAGAAGAUUGAGGAGAACAACACCCUGGUAUUCAUCGUCGAUGUGAAGGCCAACAAGAGACAAAUUAAGCAGGCGCUCAAGACGCUUUAUGAUGUCGAUACCGUCAAGAUUAACACCCUCAUCAGACCUGACGGUUCGAAAAAAGCGUUUGCGAGAUUAACCCCAGAUGUCGAUGCUCUUGAUAUUGCGGCGACGAAGUUGGCGAUUGUUUAA